AUGUCUUCUAUUAUCCUCUCUGCUGCCGUUGUGGCACUCGCCGCACUUCCCCAGUUCGUUGCUGCUCACGGAGCUGUCAGCCAAAUCGCGGUUGAUGGUGGUGACACCUACACUUCGCCUCUCAUUGGCGGUACCGCCGAUGGUCCCAUUUGGUUGAUUUCCGACAGCGACCCUAUUACCGACACCUCAAGUGACAACUUGCUCUGUGGUAAAGUCGGAACCAAGGGUACCUCCACUCCCGAGCUCGCUGCGGGCUCUACGAUCACCUAUUCCUGGAACAGCGGGUACACUGAGGGUACCGACUGGCCUCACAACACCGGUCCCAUGUUCCUUUAUAUGACGAAGUGUGACGACGACUGCAACAACGUCGACAACUCCGCGUCGUUCUUCAAGGUCCAGCAGCUCGGAUUCGAGAGCACCGGAACUUGGUACCAGGCCGACCUUAAGGCUGGUAAAGGUGUUUCGUUCACCAUUCCCUCCGAUCUCGCAGCCGGCAACUACCUCCUCCGUCACGAAGUCAUCAACCUCGCCUCCACCGAGGAGAUGUACCCCUCCUGCUCACAAUUCGCCAUCACCGGCUCCGGAACCAACGACUACAGCUCCGCCGACACCGCCACCUUCCCUGGUGCCUACGCGUCGACUGAUGCCGGUCUCUCGGUCGCUGGAUCCGCGGUGUACUCCAUCUCGAGCAACGCAGGAUACACGUUCCCUGGUCCGGACCCGAUUGAUUCCUCGACCACUGAGGGUGAGAGCUCCGGUUCAUCGAGCUCUUCCGGAUCGUCUGGAUCGUCCAGCGCAGGAUCAGGAGCCUCUUCUUCCAAGUCCGCCGCUCCCUCUUCCUCCGCCGCUGCCGCUGGUGUUUCGGCUUCCGUCUCUGCUUCCAUCGGUCUCGGUGGUGGAGCUGGUACCGUCCGUGUCGCUGGUAGCACUUCUGCCGCAGCUUCUGCCACCGCAACCGGCGCCGCGACGAGCGCUGCGGCUACCGCUACUGGUGCGAGCAGCUCGAGCUCGGGUUCGACGGACAGCACGGCGUUGGAUGCGUGUAAUACUGCUUGGACAUCCUGCAACACCGCAUGGACCUCCGCCGGCGCCGACGCCUCGACCUACUCUUGCCAGACCACCUACACCUCCUGUGUAGCCGCAGCCAUGGGCGACUCCUCCGGUUCCUCCGCCGCCGCAAGCACCACCGACGCGGAGACUAGCAGUGCCGCCUCCUCCGUCGCCCUCCCUUCGUCCACCCUCGUCGCUUCAUCCGGUUCCGUCCUCGCUUCUUCCGCCGCCGCAUCCGGUUCUGGUUCAGCAGCUGCGCCAUCCUCGUCGUCCGCUUCCGUGGUGGCUUCGGCUUCUGCUUCGGACUCGGAGACUUCGAGCGCGGCUGCUGCGUCGGCUUCGGCUUCGGCUGUUGGGAGGCGUGCGAUGGAGGCUGCGAGGUUGGCGAAGAAACAUCAUAGGAGGGCUCAGGGCGGGAAGAGGCACGUCGUUGGUGCCUACUGA
Stereum hirsutum FP-91666 SS1 is the source of this 1494-nucleotide messenger RNA. RefSeq lists its product as uncharacterized. Bases 1 to 1494 code for a protein of 497 amino acids. The transcript is spliced from 8 exons. The record is from RefSeq and is a predicted model, not a curated record. Lineage: Eukaryota; Fungi; Basidiomycota; Agaricomycetes; Russulales; Stereaceae.